Molecule: messenger RNA, 614 nt
Organism: Octopus bimaculoides (California two-spot octopus)
Lineage: Eukaryota; Metazoa; Mollusca; Cephalopoda; Octopoda; Octopodidae
Biological process (GO): G protein-coupled receptor signaling pathway; cell surface receptor signaling pathway
Cellular component (GO): extracellular matrix; membrane
Molecular function (GO): protein binding; G protein-coupled receptor activity
Source: RefSeq, a predicted model, not a curated record
UUGCUUUCCUAAAUCUUUAGGUAUUAUAUCUUAUGUAUAAUAUCUUUUGUUACAGAGAUUUGUAUGAUAAUGAUAUCAAUGAAUUAGAAGUUGGAUGUUUUGAAGAUCUUCACAGUUUAAAGACUCUGGAUUUGCGCGGUAAUGAAAUCAAAGAAAUCAAGGCGGAAACCUACCGGAAUCUUUCCAGUUUAACAAAUCUGAAUUUGGGAGAUAACGAAAUCAAAGAAAUUAUUGCUGGAACUUUCCAAAAUCUUUCCAGUUUAACAACUCUGGAUUUAAGUAAAAACAAUAUCGAAGAAAUCAAAGCCGGAAGCUUCCAAAACCUUUACAGUUUAAGAACUCUAAAAUUGCUUAAUAAUGACAUCAAUGAAUUGGAAGUUGGAUGUAUUCAGAAUCUUCCGAGUCUAACGUCUCUAACUUUGAACGAUAAUAAAAUUACGAAAAUCAAAGCUGAAACCUUCCGAAAUCUUUCCAGUUUAUCAGUUCUGUAAGUUGAAUCAAUCUACGUUUAUUGUGUUUAUUUGACGAUAUCUGUCUAAAUCUGUAAUGUUUUUCUAUAGACGCAUUAUAUAGUUUGUCACCCUCAUCUCUUUCUGCAUCUGGUUUUUCUUCUU